AUUCGACAACACAUGUCUACACCGCUGCGUCUUGAUUAUCACAACGAGUUCCUGUCAAGCUCUCACAUAAGAAUCAAGGUGGCCUCCAAGUGAUCCGAUAAGAUGACGGACAACCGAUACUCCCACUUGCACUGUUCAGAUGCGGCCAUUCGAAUGCUCGAGUUUGCCUUUGAGGACGAAGAACAGGAUUUUGGAAAGAUGACCGGUUUUAAUGAGGCGAUCGAGGUGCCUUACGAUUUCGAGCCUCCGCAGCAUGACAUAGAUGACACGACCCUGCCCUCGAAGGCACAUCCAUCAUAUCCCUUUGGCCGACCUGUUCACCUUUCCCACCCAGCAACGACAAGCAGUACAAGAGUCUCCCUGAGCAGAAUGCGAGGCAGGAACGGGGUCGGGGUGCGGGACCUUCUAGGUCGAUUAGGAAUGGGCACUUCGUCGUUGAAGUCGACCAAGACGAUGUGGAAUGAUUUUGGGUUACACUCGCGAGUUGGGCACAACAAUCAGGGUCUAUGGGUAGGCAUGUUGGAGGAGGAGGAGAAGAACGAGAUUCCGACAGGAAUGGCGGUAAGGACAACAUUGACCCUGGACGAUCUACGCCUGCCGAAUCUGAUCUGGCCGACUAUCUUCACAGGGCGCCAAACGACCUGCUACACCCCCUAGCCCAGCCUUUCGACCGCUUGAAGAGCCCAUGGCAGAACACUAUUACACCUCUUCCUCCCGCUCGGGAACACCCCUAUCGCACAUCCCCGAAGGUGGAGAGGACAGCUUUACGAGCGCUACAGGCUUGCCCGCACACCCGGACGAUGCGGGCGAGGAUGAUCGAACUGGAUAUACAGCGGAUUUGUCGCCUGGAGAGGCUGCGGAGAGGAGACGUAGAAGACGGGCUAGGAGGGAGACGGUGGCUACUCGGUUAGAUUCGGAUGAAGAUCGUGAUCCAGCUCGGACUUCAACGAGGGCGCAGACCGAGACCUGGUGGGAAGGGUCUUCGCCGAGAUGAAUUUUGGAUCGUGUAUGUUUUUACAUAUAGUACAACCAUAUCAUAAUCCGCUAGAAUCGCG
Filobasidium floriforme is the source of this 1055-nucleotide messenger RNA. RefSeq lists its product as uncharacterized. The transcript is spliced from 5 exons. The coding region runs from base 103 to 657 and encodes 184 amino acids. Lineage: Eukaryota; Fungi; Basidiomycota; Tremellomycetes; Filobasidiales; Filobasidiaceae. The record is from RefSeq and is a predicted model, not a curated record.